AUGGCGUACAUGCUAGACCGCCUCGGCCUAGGCUAUUUUGUCGCCUUGUUUUUCUGCCUGUUUUCGGCGAAUCGAUUAGGUGCAGCUACUGAAGCAGCAGAUCGUGAUCCGCGCCAUGACGACCUGCGCGGGGCCGACAAGGCCACGAGACAGCUGAUCCUGAUCGACAUCACGGCGAAGCAGCUGGCCCUGCAGAUUGUCGAGUACGAGGAAAUGGCGGCAGUCCAGGACCCGCAGCAGCAGCAGCAGCAGCCCGGCGGCCCCGGCAUCUCGCGCCAAGGCGGCAUGGGCGACGACAGGGAGCCUGAAGAGGACGGGACCGGCGCAUUUUUCUCUUUUGGCGCGCUGCACGCCGAAAGCUGGUGGUUCAAGUGAUGGUCAUUGUUUUCUAUGUCUAUCUAGAAGAAAGAGGUGGCCGUAGGCCACUUAUAUGGAAUCUGGGACCCCUACGCCUCCACUGCCGCCUGUGUGGCUGAUGAAUGCGUUGCUACAGCCACCUCUAUGUGGCUGGAAUGCGCGUUGUUCUAAC
Molecule: messenger RNA, 529 nt
Organism: Lasiosphaeria miniovina
Lineage: Eukaryota; Fungi; Ascomycota; Sordariomycetes; Sordariales; Lasiosphaeriaceae
Exons: 3
Coding region: 1-375 (124 amino acids)
Source: RefSeq, a predicted model, not a curated record